Notothenia coriiceps (black rockcod) is the source of this 1977-nucleotide messenger RNA. Its product is annotated as cadherin-8-like. Gene Ontology annotation, molecular function: beta-catenin binding; calcium ion binding; cadherin binding. NCBI's taxonomy places the organism in Eukaryota, Metazoa, Chordata, Actinopteri, Perciformes, Nototheniidae. The coding region runs from base 1 to 1149 and encodes 382 amino acids. Gene Ontology annotation, cellular component: catenin complex; axon terminus; plasma membrane. Gene Ontology annotation, biological process: homophilic cell-cell adhesion; cell-cell adhesion mediated by cadherin; adherens junction organization. The record is from RefSeq and is a predicted model, not a curated record. The transcript is spliced from 6 exons.
AUGCCUCAAUCUAGUCAGGAGAUCAGGUACUUCAUCGAUCGGCACACGGACCUGGAGAGGCAGUUCAACAUCAACGUGGACGACGGGAAGAUCACACUGGCCAAACCGCUGGACCGGGAGACGGACAUGUGGCACAACAUCACAGUGACUGCCACAGAAGUCCGAAAUCACAGUCAGAUAUCGAGGGCAAUCGUUGCCAUCCGAGUAAUGGACAUUAAUGACAAUGCGCCUGAAUUUGCCACCGAAUACGAGGCCUUUCUUUGUGAAAAUGGGAAACCUGGACAGGUAAUCCAGACUGUCAGCGCGGUGGACAAAGACGACCCAAUCCAGGGCCACUACUUUGACUAUCGUCUAGUUCCUGAGAUGCUCAACAACCCCAAUUUUACUAUAAAAAACAACCAAGACAAUUCAAUCAGCGUCCUGGCCAAGCAUGAUACCUUCCGGCGACAGAAACAGGAAAUGUACUUCCUGCCAAUCAUAGUGACGGACAACGGGAAUCCACCAAUGAGCAGCACCAACACCCUGACCAUCCGAGUCUGUGGAUGCAGUAAGGAUGGCAUCGUCCAGUCCUGCAACGUGGAGGCCUACGUCUUACCUAUCGGCCUGAGUAUGGGAGCUCUCAUCGCCAUCCUGGCCUGCAUUAUACUGCUGUUGGUAAUAGUAGUACUAUUUGUGACCUUGAGGAGACACAAGAAUGAGCCUCUGAUUAUAAAAGACGAUGAAGAUGUGAGGGAGAAUAUCAUCCGUUACGACGACGAAGGAGGCGGCGAGGAAGACACAGAGGCCUUCGACAUCGCCACGCUGCAGAAUCCGGAUGGCGUCAACGGCUACCUACCGCGCAAGGACAUCAAGCCCGACCUGCAGUUCAUGCCCAGGGCGGGACAGCAUUCUGGUCCAAACGGCGUGGAUGUGGACGAAUUCAUCAAUGUACGGCUCCAUGAGGCAGACAAUGAUGCCACAGCGCCGCCUUACGACUCCAUCCAGAUCUAUGGAUACGAAGGUCGGGGAUCCAUGGCCGGUUCACUUAGCUCACUGGAAACGGCAUCAUCAGACUCGGAUCAGAACUAUGACUAUCUCAGAGAGUGGGGCCCACGCUUCAGAAGACUUGGGGAGCUCUACUCAGUGGGCGAGAGCGACCGCGAAACCUGACCUUUGGUUGGUUAGAAAAAAAGACCUUUCCGAUUUCUUUUCUGUCCACAUACUUGUGUAUUAAACGCUAGGGGGUUUGCUGGCUUUUAGAAACCGGUGUUUAAAAAAAAACUGUUAAUAAAAAGGCAGGCCAACUUUUUGUAUUCUUCUUAGAGUGAGGUAUAGCAGUCGUCAUCCACUACGUCAAGCGCAUUGUAAUUGUUGAGCCAAACAAUGUCUUUAUUAGGAGAUCUAUGAUUCUUGUGGAGUGUAACUUAGAUUCCGUUGUGGAGUGUCUAGCAGUAUUAUGGGUGUUAGUCAAUUGCUGAGAUUGCCAGUAGCAGAAAAACCCUGGGAUUGCUGGUAGUUGCCUGAUGAAAGGGAACAACGAAUAUUGUUGGGUUUUCUGAAGCGGAUAUUUCAUGCUCCAUUGACAGAAAGUUGGACCUCAGAAAGUGCAGAGUGACUCUUGUCCGAUGUCACCCUAGGCCACCCAACUGAUCGGCGAUAUGAAGAAAGUGACAAUGAAAAAGCAAUAUAUGGUCUACAUUACAAUGAUGAAUGUAUGUAUGAUUUGAAGAAGGCAAAAAGACAAACCAGUAUUGGCUUUAAGGUGAAUUUGUUAUAAUUUGAUAUGUUCUACAGUGGCCACAUUUAUAAACUAUCUAAAGCCCAGAGAGGCUUGCUUUAUACAACUCUUUGUAUUUACACGCUACAGGUGUGGAUCGCAAGUGUUACUAGCCUAUAAAAGACUGACGCGAAGACAAAAAAGAGAAAUGUAGAAACUCUGAGGCCUUCUUUUUACAGAAGCAACAUUAAAUACAAUUGUAAUCUACUGUUUUUUGACAA